Molecule: messenger RNA, 2290 nt
Organism: Epinephelus fuscoguttatus (brown-marbled grouper)
Lineage: Eukaryota; Metazoa; Chordata; Actinopteri; Perciformes; Serranidae
Product: neoverrucotoxin subunit beta-like
Exons: 4
Coding region: 77-2179 (700 amino acids)
Molecular function (GO): protein binding
Source: RefSeq, a predicted model, not a curated record
CUGGAAGCUCCAGCUGCAAGUCAACAAGACUCUCACACAACUCAGCUGAUCUGCACAACUUGACCAGGUUGGAGAAAUGGCUUCAGACAUGACAGUUGCUUCUCUGGGUCGACCCUUUCGCCUAGGAAUGCUCUAUGAUGCUCGCAAAGAUGCACUGAUCCCAGGUAUGACAUUGUGGGAUGAGAAAACUCUACAAGAGAACACAGUUGAAAAUUCCAACCAAAGCAGUGCAUUUAAUAUUUCUGCAUCUGACUCCAUUCACAACAAGUCCUCUCUGCUGGAUGUUAGCGCUUCUCUGAAGCUCAGUUUCUGCAGUGGACUGAUUAAAGUCGGAGGAUCUGCCAAGUAUCUGAAUGAUGAGAAGAAAUUCAAGAAUCAGAGCAGAGUGACGUGUCAGUACAAAGCCACCACCAACUUCAAAGAGUUGUCAUUGAUUAACAUCAUAACCAUGAACACCAGACAGAUAGAUGUCAUUAAGAAGAGCGGUGCAACACAUGUGGUCACCGGGAUCCAGUACGGGGCAAAUGCUUUCUUUGUGUUUGACAGUGAGAAGUUAGAAGCCAGCAAGGUUCAGAGCGUCCAGGGCAACAUGCAGGCUGUGAUAAAGAAAAUCCCCACAUUUAGUAUUGAGGGAAAAGCUGAAAUAAAGCUGAGUGAUGAAGAAAAAGACCUGACCAACAAAUUCUCCUGCAAAUUCUUCGGAGACUUCAUUCUUAAAAGCAACCCUGCGACAUUCGAAGACGCGGUGAAGGUGUACGUUCAACUUCCACAGCUACUGGGAGAAAAAGGAGAGAAUGCUGUUCCACUGAUGGUCUGGCUGAUGCCACUGACGAAUCUGGACACUGAAGCUGCUGAGUUGUCAAGAGAGAUCAGCAACGCAUUAGUAGGGAGGGUGCAGGAUGCUCUGGAAGAUUUAAGCAAAACAGGAAUCAGAUGCAAUGAUUCUCUGGAAGACAGAGUGGUAGAAAAUUUCCCAGUCAUUCGAGAAGAAUUAAGCCAUUUCCAAAAAUUGUGCAGUGACUUUGCAACUAACCUCCGACAGAGCUUGGCGAAGAAACUUCCCUCCAUCCGUGAUGGUAAAGCAGAUGAGAGCUCAGUAGAAGAACUCUUUGAAGGCCGAGACAAGUCGCCAUUCAGUCGUGAAAAACUGAGCAAGUGGCUGGAUGACAAAGAGAGAGAAAUCAACGUCAUCAGAUCCUGUGUAGAUACCAUGGAGGGAAUAAAGAUCGUCCCAAAUCAGUCAGAGCUGGACAGAGAGGUUCUUGCUCCAGGCGUAGAGAAUGCUCUGUGCUUUGUUUUCACCUCCAUGGAAAGAGGUGAUACCUACCUGGAUCUGAUGGCCACCUACUUAAAGUUACCUACAUCAGGAAGUACCAAUGAAGAGUCAUGGUACUUCUCAGAAGAGGUUUACAGCAACAUGAGAAAAAAAGCCAAAGCUUUCCGUGACUUUGCCAAAGCACAGAAGAACAACAACAGGUUGCGUAUUCUCAUAGCAACCAUAGCAAAUGAGAAAUACAAAGGGGCAACCAUCUAUCAUUACAAGGAGGGCAUCCUGGUCAGUGAAGACUUUACAAAGCUUGACUCCCCUCAUGUGGAGACCAUCACUGACAGAGAAGAUUUGAUCGGGUAUGCCACUGAUCUCACCCUGGACCCAAACACUGCAAACGGCUCCCUCACUCUGUCUGAGGGAGACAAGAAGGCAACAUAUGGAGAACAGCAGUCAUACCCUGCUCACCCAGAGAGGUUCGAUUCACAACCUCAGGUGUUGUGCAAAAAGAGCUUAACUGGCCGCCAUUACUGGGAGGUAGAGUGGAGCACUGACUCCCCAGAAUCUGUUUAUGUUGCUGUUGCAUACAAGGGAAUUGAAAGAAAAGCAGAAAGUUUAGAGUUUGGAAAAAAUACCAUGUCGUGGGCUGUUGGCCAGUUCCGCGCUUCACCUAAUCAAGGUGUGGUGGCACUUCAUAAUGGUUUGCAGUGGGAAACUGCUUUUCCCUCUGAUGGCUGCGACAAAGUCGGGGUGUAUCUGGACUGGCCUGCUGGCACUCUGUCCUUCUACAGAGUCUCAUCUAACACUCUGCGUCACCUCUACACCUUUCGCACCAAAUUCACUGAGCCUGUUUACCCAGGCUUCUGGGUUAGAGGUCUGUCCGCCUAUGCGUACCUGAGUCCAGUUCAGUAGAAGCCAUGACAAACACUUGUUAGAUUGCUGGUCUGUCAGUAGGGACACAGGUUCAUAUUCAAAGUUUAAGGGGCAACCUAACAUCCUAUUUUAGCCUAUACAUCCCUCAAA